AUGAAAAGGCGCAAUCCUGCACUUCAAGUCAUCCUAGCCAUUGGUGGCUGGGCUUUCAACGAUGAAGGUCCUACUAGGAGUGCCUUCACCAACGCCGCAGCUACUCCCAGCUCCCGUAAAGCAUUUGCUGAAAGCAUAGUUGCAACUCUACGAAAAUAUGGUCUCGAUGGAAUCGACCUUGAUUGGGAAUAUCCUGGUGCCGACGAUCGUGGCGGCCGUCCUGAAGACUUUGAAAACUACGUGUACUUGCUUCGGACUAUCAAACUACAUCUGGAAGAAGCCGAUCCAUCAUAUGUUCUUUCCAUUGCUAUCCCUGCUUCCUACUGGUAUCUACAGCAUUUCGACUUGAAUAGCAUGCAACAUUCAGUCGAUUGGUUCAAUAUCAUGACAUAUGACAUCUAUGGCAAAUGGGACCAGUACAACGAAUGGACAGGCCCCUAUGUUUUCGGUCACACAAACACUACAUCGAUCAACAUGGGCUUGGAUCUUCUCAGGCGCAACGAUGUAGAUCUCUCAAAAGUCAACCUCGGAAUGGGCUUCUACGGUCGGUCUUUCACACUCUCCGAUCCAAAGUGUAAUGAGCCUGGAUGUGUCUUCAGUGAUGCGGGUGAAAAAGGAGAAUGCUCAGGCGAAGCCGGAAUUCUUACCUACAAAGAGAUCAUGGCUCGCCAGAACCGAUUCAACGAGAAAAGCAUCAAUUAUGUGAAGGAACACGGCGUCACCUACAUGGUUUAUGAUGAUAACCAGUGGAUUGGUUACGAUGACGCGAAAAGCUUCGCAAAGAAGCGUGAAAUUCUCGACAACGACUGUCUCGGCGGCGUGAUGAUCUGGGCUAUUGACCACGACACACCGGAUUUCCAGGCUCUAUCCGGCCUCCUCGGCGAUGAAUUUGUACAAGGCGCUUUGAUUGAGGGUGGUACCAUGGGUGACGCCGAGCGAGAGGCCCUGGCUGAAAAACUUGGCGGAUUGACGGGCGAUUCUUGCUACGUAACAAUGGGCUGUUCAGGUCCCGGAAGCAAUAACAAAUUUGCCACAUGCAAAGCCGGACAUAUUGCUGUGGAGAAGGUCCAUUCGCCAGGAGGGAACCCCACAAACGUGUACAAGACGGCCCUCUUACAUGAGGUCGAGUCCUGUCCCAAAGGCCAGUGGAAGACUGUCUGCUGCCCAGCAAAGAGUCCGGCAAUCAACUGCAAAUGGGUAGGCGCACCUGAAAGAAGCUCGAUUUACUGCGAUGGGGGGCGCGAAGAGGAAACUUGCGGAGCUGGGAGAUACGAACUUGUGACGGAUCGUUACAUGGCCUCGACAGGAGGAGCUGUUUGCGCCAGCGGAGCAAGAUCACUCUGCUGCGACUCUGCUCCCGAGCUUCAAAAGUGUUCCUGGACCGAAUGUCAGGAGGAGAAGAAGUGCCCUACUGGGGGUUAUCUUACAUUCCGUGGUAACGAAGGAGGCGGCAAGGCCUGUCCUAAAGGACAAACACAGUCUUUCUGUUGCCCGAUCGCUGGAAUUUACACCGAUUGUAGCUGGGCGCCUGUGGUCGAGAAGACAAAAGUGGUUGAUGGGAUCGAAAUGGUCAUGAUGAAUACCAUGCAGCAGUGCAUGAGCACUGAGUGCUCGAAAGAUCAAAUCACCAUAGCAAAAGCGACCCUCCCUGAGCGGCCCGGUGGCUAUCCAGCCCCAUGUGGAUCAUACAACUCAGGCUUGCAACACCGUUUCUGCUGCAACCCACCGCGAGAUGUUGACCUCCCCUUCGAUCUCAAAAAGAUUUUCCCGGAUCCCAAUGGAGGCGAUGUUGCAUACCAGUACAAGGACAACUAUGGCAACAACAACAAGGAUCCAAAUGGCCUCGACGACGAUGAAGUGGGCGACGAUCCAUACGGCUUUGUUCUCCUCGAUGGAGACGAGGAGGCGUUGCAAAGCAGGUUCGCACGCGAUUUUGAGUUUGUACAUGAGGACGAUGGUACAGGAAAGCCUUUGAAGAAGCGAACGACAUUGACGCGCGAAGAUCCUAACCUUCUCGAUUGGACAUUCGAACACGAGGAGUCAUCGCACCUAGUCUAUUGUCGUCUCAAUCGAGAGGACUUGUGCGAUAAAAUAUUCCAUGGAAAUGCCAAGGACACGAUCAUCAGUCUGCCUCGUCACAUCGGCUCUGGUCCGUUCGCACGUAUCGUGUCGAUGGAGCGUGUUGAGGAGUCUCUGCUGACGGAGCAUCAUCUGCGCAAAAGGGCUUCUGAAAACCAUUCGUCGGCUGUUUACAGACUUGUGUUCGACUAUGACUUCGCGGCGAUCAAGCGUGAGGACUCUACGGUCAAUAUCCGGAUAGAUUACACCAAUCUGAUUCCUUACUGGGAUGAAAUGACUGGCGAAGAGUCCCCCAAAGGCACUAGCAAGCGUAGCCUUGAGAAAAGAUGGUGGGGCUCUUAUGUCGACUGGCUCAAGAAGCUCAGCACGGUGCGAGCAAGCGAUGAAGGUAAGCUGCCGAUGAGCAUUCAUAAGAAGAUGACCUUGUAUCGGAAGCGAGCGUCUUGUGCGAGAGGCAACACGCGUCUAAAGGCCGGGCUGGAUGUCAUUCUCGAUUCCAAGAUUGAUAUGAACGCCCGAUGGGCGUACUACGCUCAAGGCACAAUUGUGCCCCUGAAGGUUGAUGAAGUUUACACAUAUUUUGAGAUGGAGCCCGUUGUAGAAGCGGUGCUUGAGGUUUCGGGCAACGCAGAAGUCGAGUAUCGUAUGAAAGAGCCCAUCAAAAUCAUCGACACCCUUGCCUAUCCUGGUCUUGCCGUCAAGGGUAUCGCUGCAAUUGGACCUACGCUUGAUCUUUUGGGAGAGAUGAGAGCAAAGGCAACAAUUGCCGGCCAGAUCAGGGCAGGCGCAAAGAUCACAUUCCCACGAUACGAAACCUAUUUUCCACAGGUCCCAGAGGCCAAAGACUAUCAAAAGUUCCCAACACCCAGCACAGACCAAGAACAGGCGUCCCAAGGAACAGACUUUACCCCUAUUCUUGAUGCUUCUGUCCAAGCAUCCGUCGGUGUCGAUAUUUUGCUUACACCAAUGGUCAACCUUGGAAUUAAAGUCAAUCAUCCUAAGGUGAAGGGUGACAUCGUGAGCGCACAGAUUCAAGGUUUCGUCAACAACACCUUCCGCUUCGAAGUCUCAACAAAAGCAGACGCUGGGGUCGGAGCUAACCCGGCAGCAUCCUACAACAUUUUCAUCAAGUAUAUCUACAACUUUGGAAUCGGUGGUGCGGCAACAUUCAAGUGGUUGGGCGACUACGCUCUACGCCCUCUGCAACUCUGGCCCGGGGAAGGCCGCCAGAAGAUUCUGUACGAGCACCACGGCGAAGUGGCUCUUGGAAAACGCAAUCCAUUCAUCUCGGACGGAGAAUACUCUGAGAAGUUUGAGCCCAUAUACAACUCGAGCUACGCCUUCUUUGACGACAUCUCGGAAGGCGUGGACCUGUCUGGUGGCGCCCUAGGACACUUGAACAAACGAGCCGAAGGAGAUGAGAAGACUCCCCUUGAUGAAGAUACGACGAGUCUUUUCACCUGCAACGACGGUGGAACAUGCAAGGAAGGUAAUUGCAACGGUGAUGCCUGCCAAUGGACGCCUGGGCAGAAGACGAAAAAGCGUCAGAAUAGUGACGACGACGAUGAUCCGAUGGACGUUGACACUAAUUCGCCGUGCACUAACUCGAUCCCUGCAUUCAUGUACAACUGCAAAUACUUUCCCGACAUCAAUACAGAUGGCUUCGAGUUCCUCGGGAUCUGCCACAACAUCCUGAACUAUUUCCAGGAUUUCCAGGGUGGAGGCUCUGGUCCGUUUUAUGGAACCUUCCACCAUGGACGUUCUGGAGAUGAUUCCAAUCGGGCAGCCGUCUGCGGAUCUAAAUCGAAAACCACUUAUGCUUCAGUUGAUGAGGACGGUGAUUAUUCAGAGGUUACAGGGCCGUGGGACGCUCGCUGCGUUGCCGAGUCGAACUUUUAUGCAAGAUCGGCUAAGAAGAAUGAGGGUCGUCCCGGUAAUACCAAUUGGUUGAGUUGCGACGAGUUUCCGUUCAAUGCGUUGGAAGAAGGUGGCAAUCCAAGCCGUAAUGCGAGAGCGUGCGUGCCCGGGUACCAACAGGACAUUCAAGGGAAUGCGAACCAGGUCCUGAACGGGAUCUCACAGGAGGUCACCUGGACAGAUAAUGCUGGCAAUAAAAAGACAGCCAGGAAAGCUUGGAGCAUCGAUUGGCGAAGCUCAAGCGCUGUUGGCAGGAACAAUAAUCCUAACAAGGACGCGGCAUGGAACUGGGCGCUGAACAACAACAAGGAGUUCACGAUGCAUUUGUUCGACUCUGAUUCAGACCGAGAUGCCAAAGGUAAUGCAUACAGCAUCUUCGAGCAUGACCUUAGGGGCGCUCCUUCUCAAGGCGAUCCUCCCACUGCAUUUCAAACAGACAUGGGCAGAGUAGUAUCAGCCGUCAACUUCCUGGAGAACUCAAAGUACUCAGCAGAUUAUAAUGCUUGGUGCACCACUGGAGAAACCAGGAACCAUGAGUUGUGGGGAGAUUUUAUUAGAAUCGCGCGGUGUAACGUCAUCUUCGACAACAACGCUGCGAUGAGAAAGAUCAAGAGGGGAGAAGAACCCACUCGAGAUGAGAUUUUCAAUGUCAAGAGUAUCGAGAUUCCGGAAGAUGGGGAAAGUGUCGACAUACAAAUCGGAAUCAGUUCUCGGGGCGAUGAUGGCGAGAAUAAUGACACACAAAGAACGGCUGGGCGUCGCGAUCACCAGCGUCAUUUCAAACGCCAUAUGACAGGCUUCUCCAAACGCCACGGACAUUGA
Exserohilum turcica Et28A is the source of this 4818-nucleotide messenger RNA. RefSeq names its product glycoside hydrolase family 18 protein. The transcript is spliced from 13 exons. Gene Ontology annotation, molecular function: hydrolase activity, hydrolyzing O-glycosyl compounds; chitin binding. NCBI's taxonomy places the organism in Eukaryota, Fungi, Ascomycota, Dothideomycetes, Pleosporales, Pleosporaceae. Gene Ontology annotation, biological process: carbohydrate metabolic process. The coding region runs from base 1 to 4818 and encodes 1605 amino acids. The record is from RefSeq and is a predicted model, not a curated record.